UCUAUCUAGACAACAUUACUUCAAACACUUCUGGCUCUCUCUGGAACCCAUGCAGGGUUGGGAGAACAGCCCAGAUUGAUUUAGGGGAGAUGGAUUGGGGCGAUGCUCUAGGUGUUAUUUGCACAGAUGGCUCUACCUAUGUGUGUCCUCCUGUAGGUUGGUUUAAUACUCGCUCCAUCCAUCGGUGCAGUCGGGACUCUGUGACUGACACACCUGAAGCACUGUGUGGGACGAUGACUCACCAACCGACUGUUUUUAACUACAAAUGUUUCGUGCACGCUCGCGGGCCCUCCGCGGCGCGCGAGCGUGCACGUGCACUCUCGCACAGCAGCGGGCAUCACGUCAAGCCAGGCAGCAAGAAGAAGGCAAAUCCGAUGGCACCAUAGUCCUCACGUCCCGCCGAGACAAGGAAGUGGUUUUCGCAGAUGCCUCCUGUGAGUCGGGAGCUUCACUGAGGUGACUUUUGUCAGCGCGUAUGCUUCAUUAACUUCACCCUGCGAGCGCCUGCUAUGUGCAAGGUCAUAGCGACUGGAUGGACGCAUGGUUGAGUGUUAUUUCUGUGCCCGUCGACGCGCUGUCCUAGUUUCACGCGGAUUUCGUCAGGUGCACUGGAGCCGAGCUGAUCCCAUGGCAGACAUCGGUCCGCCCUGUGCCACCGCGAGAGGAAAAUAAUUCGAUGAGGGCGAGUGAAAUGAAAAGCCAACAGCCAUCGCUGCUCGCCUUAUCGGCACUCCUGCUCUGCUCGUUACACCCGGCAGCUGGCUCCAGCAGAUCUCAUCAUCGCGGCGGCUCAGCAUCAGCAUCAGCAUCAGCAUCAGCAUCAACAUCAGCAUCAACAUCAACAUCAACAUCAGCAUCAGCAUCAGCAUCAACAUUACCAUUGUUGACAACAUCCCCGUCGGAGGUGAGAGGCAGGGAUGAUGCGGGGACGCUCCAGAACUGGCUGAAACAGGCGUACAUCAGUUCCAACUAUGGUCAUCACAGCCAGAAAAGAAGGCCACCAUCAAAGCUCGAGGAGGCAACAGGCCAUGGGAAUGGCUUCUCUUUCAACAGCAGCGGAGGCAACAUUACUACUGUGAUAUCUGAAAGGUCUGGCGGGGCACCAGGCGGGAGCCCAGAGGACGAGGUGUCAUCACAGUGUGCCUACCGAGUGAUUGAGGGAGGCAUUGGGGGGCAGCUGUGUUUUCGAGACACAUUGUUUGGGUACAAGUGUCGUGAGGCAGACUGCAGGACAGCGGUGUCUCUGGGGAAUCUGGUGGCAAAUAUUCUUGUCAACGGCAGCGUACUGUUACAGUGGACCCAUGAGGGAGAAUCCACGACGACUGAUCGAGGUAUGAAGACAGAAGGGACUGCAGCUGGUCAGGAUAGCAGGGGGACAAAGUCAACAAGAGAGGAAACUCAACGAUCAAACACUGUUGUCAGUGUCCAAAGCCACAGACGUGGAGGCUAUGAAUUAAGCUGCUGGUGGAAUGGAAGCUAUACUCAGUUUGAGUGUGCUGGUGUCCAUUUUGGAUCCGGCUGCAGGGACUUUCUCCUGACCGAGCUGCAUGAGAACAUCCCCUACCGACUCUGCCUGCGAUCCCUGGCUGAUCCAGCUCAGCGUGCAGACCGGCAGGACUGUGUCGAGUUUACCCUGCCACCGUUGGGGAUGCAGGACAUUGUGAUCGCCAUGACAACGGUGGGGGGAGCCAUUUGUGUGAUGCUGGUCAUCAUCUGCUUGCUGGUGGCAUACAUCACAGAAAACAUCAUGAGCCCAACGACACAGCACACAUACUCCUACCGCACUCAUUCGCAUCACUGAUGCACUGCUGAUUAAAAUGUCAUGCAUUUAAUAUCCAUGACCAUAUGUAAACUCACAAUCCCAAUCACUCGUCCAAAAUAGUUAUUUUUCAUAUACAUCCCGUUAUGAAUUAACUGAAGCACAAUCUACUGUGGCUCUGCAAAUAACACACCUUGUCAACCUCUGCGAGGAUGCACUGAACCAAAAGUACUGACAACUUACAUUUGAGUAAAUACGGUAGUUUACUGUGUUAUCUUUUUGUUCAAGGUUGUCUGUGAUUGAGUGUGUCAGUCUGGGCGCUGGCAGCAUUUAAACAGCAAUACAAUUCAUGAAAUGGUUUCAAGUGCAUCAGAAACAGCAGUUUUGCUAAAUGUUGAGCCUGUGCAAGUGUCGAGACUGGUCAUGUCCUUGCUGGGUCAAAGAAAAAUACAAUUUUACUGAGUUACAUUUUUCAUGGUAGUCCAACAGCCUUGUAUUGCUUUUAAGUCUGGAUACAGUAUGUGUUUGUACCAUUUUGUGAAGGGCAAUACAAUCUGCUGUACAGUCUCAAAAUACUGUGCCAAACAUCUUGAGUUAGAAUUCUGUUUUGUCCAACUGUCAGUGAAUAAAGAACCAUGAGGUAAUUUGUAA
Messenger RNA from Scophthalmus maximus (turbot), 2410 nucleotides. RefSeq names its product fibronectin type III domain containing 10 (gene fndc10). NCBI's taxonomy places the organism in Eukaryota, Metazoa, Chordata, Actinopteri, Pleuronectiformes, Scophthalmidae. The record is from RefSeq and is a predicted model, not a curated record. Bases 677 to 1801 code for a protein of 374 amino acids. The transcript has a single exon.